Molecule: messenger RNA, 147 nt
Organism: Heterostelium album PN500
Lineage: Eukaryota; Evosea; Eumycetozoa; Acytosteliales; Acytosteliaceae
Exons: 1
Coding region: 1-147 (48 amino acids)
Source: RefSeq, a predicted model, not a curated record
AUGGUGCCAAAUACAAUUGAUGAAUGUGAUGAACCACUUGUUAUAGAAGAGACUGACGAUGGAUAUGAAAAGACAAAUCAUGGAAAAGUUACUGUAGAUUCAUCUAUAUUGGAAGCCGAAGGUGUAAGUAAUUUUAAAUAUUCCUAA